Labrus bergylta (ballan wrasse) is the source of this 4102-nucleotide messenger RNA. It is a transcript of the gene hace1, whose product is annotated as HECT domain and ankyrin repeat containing E3 ubiquitin protein ligase 1. NCBI's taxonomy places the organism in Eukaryota, Metazoa, Chordata, Actinopteri, Labriformes, Labridae. Gene Ontology annotation, biological process: Golgi organization; protein polyubiquitination; membrane fusion. The record is from RefSeq and is a predicted model, not a curated record. Gene Ontology annotation, cellular component: cytoplasm; Golgi membrane; nucleus. Gene Ontology annotation, molecular function: ubiquitin protein ligase activity; protein binding.
CAGGGGCGAUGAGAGUGUUUGAGCACAACAGGAAAAUAUGAGCGGACUGUAAAUCAGAGAGGGACGGUUCUCCUGUCGGCCAGCGCCCAUCAUGGCCCGCUCUCAGGACCUCCGCACCCCGGCGAGGAGCUCCUAAAGCCGCCGCCAGAGGCUUCUUCUUUCCCGCGGUUCAUCGCUGGUGAUCCGUUCACAUAUGAUGGAACGGGCGAUGGAGCAGCUAAACGUACAGCUCAGCCGGCUGACCCGCUCCCUCCGCCGGGCCAGAACCGUGGAACUCCCGGAAGAUAAUGAGACUGCAGUAUACACACUGAUGCCAAUGGUGAUGGCUGACCAGCACAGGUCGGUUUCAGAGCUUCUACUCAACUCCAAGUUUGAUGUGAACUACGCCUUCGGUCGGGUGAAGAGAAGUCUGCUGCACAUUGCUGCUAACUGUGGAUCUGUGGAGUGUCUGGUUCUCCUGCUGAAGAGAGGCGCUAACCCAAACUAUCAGGACAUCUCAGGCUGCACCCCUCUGCACCUCGCUGCCAGGAACGGACAGAAGAAGUGCAUGGGCAGACUGCUGGAAUAUAACGCUGACGUCAACAUCUGCAACAACGAGGGUCUGACUGCUAUCCACUGGCUGGCGGUGAACGGCCGGACGGAGCUCCUCCAUGACCUGGUCCAGCACGUGACCAACGUGGACGUGGAGGACGCCAUGGGGCAGACGGCUCUGCAUGUCGCCUGUCAGAACGGACACAAAACAACGGUGUUGUGUCUUCUGGACAGCGGAGCCGACAUCAACCGGCCGAACGUCUCUGGAGCCACGCCCCUUUACUUUGCCUGCAGUCAUGGUCAAAGAGACACGGCUCAGAUUCUGCUCUCUCGAGGAGCCAAAUACCUCGCCGACAAGAACGGCAUCACUCCUCUGGAUCUCUGCGUGCAGGGAGGGUACGGGGAGACCUGUGAGAUCCUGAUCCAGCAUCACGGCAGACUAUUCCAGAGUCUGAUCCAGAUGACGCAGAACGAUGACAUCAAAGAGAACAUGCUCAGACAGGUCUUCGAGCAUGUGUCUCAGCAGAGUGACGGUCACUAUCAGAGGAUCCUGACCAGUCUCGCUGAAAUCGCCACGACCAACGGACACAAACUGCUCAGCCUGUCCAGCAGUUUCGAGGCACAGAUGAAGAGUCUGCUGAGAAUCGUUCGUAUUUUCUGCCACGUGUUUCGCCUGGGGCCAUCGUCCCCGAGCAACGGCAACGACAUGGGCUACAACGGCAACAAGACGCCUCGCAGCCAGGUCUUUAAGAUGUGUGUGUCACAGAAGGAGGUUAAGAUGGUCCAAAAAGACGACUCCUGGGCAGGUUCUGCCUUCCUAGAUCCGCUGGAGCUGCUGUGGCACUCCCUGGACGAGUGGCUGGUGCUUAUCUCCACAGAGCUGGACAGGAACAGGAAGAACCCAUCCUCAUCCUCCUCCAGCAGCGAGAUCGCCUCCCUGCUCCUCAAACAGCGGGAGGCCGACCCCUCCGCCUCCGCCUCGGCGCCGAAGCUCCCGUCCCUGCUGGACCCUCAGAUCGUCAUGGAAACAGAGGUGUACCCCGACGGGGAGGACGUGAUCUCCAUGACGGCCAAUCGUCUCAGUGCGGUGAUCCAGGCCUUCUACAUGUGCUGUUCCUGCCAGAUGCCGCAGGGAAUGACGUCCCCUCGUUUCAUCGAGUUCGUCUGCAAUCACGACGAGGUGCUGAAGUGUUUUGUAACCAGGAAUCCAAAGAUCAUCUUUAACCACUUCCACUUCCUGCUGGAGUGUCCUGAGCUGAUGUCACGUUUCAUGCAUAUCAUAAAGGGACAGCCCUUCAAGGAUCGCUGUGAGUGGUUCUACGAGCAUCUGCUGGCCGGCCAGCCCGACUCCGACAUGGUUCACCGUCCGGUCAACGAGAACGACAUCCUGCUCAUCCACAGAGACUCUAUCUUCAGUAGCAGCUGUGAGAUGGUUUCAAAGUCCACCAACGAGAAGCUCAAACAGGGCAUCGCUGUCCGGUUCCACGGAGAGGAGGGCAUGGGUCAGGGUGUGGUGCGGGAGUGGUUCGACAUCCUGUCCAAUGAGAUCAUUAAUCCUGACUACGGACUGUUCACGCAGUCAGCUGACGGCACCACUUUCCAGCCCAACAGUAACUCGUCAGUGAACCCAGACCACCUGAACUACUUCAGGUUUGCGGGUCAGAUCCUGGGUCUGGCUCUGUAUCACAGACAGCUGGUCAACAUCUACUUCACCCGCUCCUUCUACAAACACAUACUGGGUAUCCCAGUGAACUACCAGGACGUGGCGUCCAUCGAUCCGGAGUACGCCAAGAACCUGCAGUGGAUCCUGGACAACGACAUCAGCGACCUGGGCCUGGAGCUCACCUUCUCCGUGGAGACGGACGUGUUCGGGGCGAUGGCGGAAGUCCCGCUCAAACCCGGAGGAACGAGCAUCCUGGUAACCCAGGACAACAAGGCGGAGUACGUCCAGCUGGUGACAGAGCUGAGGAUGACUCGAGCCAUCCAGCCUCAGAUCAACGCCUUCCUGCAGGGUUUCCACACCUUCAUCCCCCCCUCGCUCAUCCAGCUCUUCGACGAGUACGAACUGGAGCUCCUGCUGUCGGGGAUGCCAGAGAUCGAUGUGCAGGAUUGGUGCAGGAACACCGAGUACACCAGCGGCUACGACCGAGAGGAGCCGGUCAUCCAGUGGUUCUGGGAGGUGGUGAAGAGCCUGACUCAGGAGGAGCGGGUCCUCAUGCUGCAGUUUGUCACUGGAAGUUCCAGGGUUCCUCACGGGGGCUUCGCUUUCCUGAUGGGGGGCAGCGGUUUACAGAAGUUCACAGUCGCCGCCGUGCCGUUCUCCUCCAACCUGCUGCCUACCUCCAGCACCUGCAUCAACAUGCUGAAACUCCCUGAGUACCCGAGCCAGGAGGUCCUCAGAGACCGGCUGCUGGUGGCGCUGCAUUGUGGGAGUUACGGGUACACCAUGGCGUGAUGGCCGCCAUCCACUUCCUGCUGCACACACUGUUUCUCUGCUGCUGCUUCUGCUGGACGAAGAAGGGAAAUCCAGGUUCUUCUUUUUACGAGCUGCUGGAUGGAGAGGGACAACAGACUGAAUGAGACCAGGACCUGGAUCUCACCUCGUACCUGUGCCAAAACUUCUGUUUGAUUGAUUGAAGCUGGUAUCUGGUAAUAUAUGCAAAAAAAAAAAAAAAAAAAAAGUUUUCAUGCAUUUAAUUAUUACAAAUCAGCAUUUAUAGCAUAGAUCCUGUUUGGAUAACUGAAUGUAGAUGAUCGAUUACCUGGAUUAAAAACAGAAUCAUUUAUUAUCAAUCUAAAGGCAUCAUAUCCAUGUCGUAGAUUUGCAGGUUUCUUUAAGGUGUCGUCAUCAGACCGACAUAAAAAAAAGAUCAAAGUUGACGCUGCUUUUGCCUCAAUUUAAAAAAACAUUUUCACUAUUUUUGAAACACAGCGCCCGACUUUGACAUAUUUUAAAGUCUUGAUGACUAAAAGGCAGAAAAGAUCUUUGGUGGUCUCCAGUAGAUUUCUGCAGCCUGCAGCAGUGAAACAGGCUGUGAGGGCUGCAACGUAAUGCCUCAUCAAUCAAAAGGGAGUCCCACUAAAAGUUCUGUUUUUUUGUCCCUGACAGGCUCAGAUUGUUUUUCUGAGUGUCUGAGAACAUCACAGAAAUGGAAGAUGGCUUUACUCUCUUCAGAGACACCAGACUCUGUUCACAACAUCAGUCCUUUCACCUCACAGAAAACAGGACUGAUCUGAUUCACUGCUGCCUCCAUCACUUAGUUUGUUUCUCUCUGUAAACUUGUCGGACACUUGAAAGCUGUUUUCACUCAAACACUCCUAAAAAAAAUCUCUAGAGCCUUUUGGUCCUGAAGAUAUAUUUUUUAUAUCUAGUAAUACUUUUACAAUUCGGGCUGCACGAUAUUAGAAAGACUCAGAUUGCGAUAUCUUUUCUUCCUGCAAUAUUUGUUAGCAUUUAAAAAGAGUCUUCUAUACGAUGCUAUAAUGAGAAUAUCUGUCUUUAUAUCAAUGCUACGUGUAGGUGAAGAGAAUCUCAAUGUGAACUAAAGAGAGGAGAAGAACAGGAAACAUA